ACUGGUCUCAAGUGGAGCUUCAUGAACAAGCCACCCGACGGCAGGCCCAAGUACCUGGUGGUGAACGCGGACGAGGGGGAGCCAGGCACUUGCAAGGACCGUGAGAUCAUGCGGCACGACCCGCACAAGCUGCUGGAGGGGUGUCUGGUGGCCGGUCGAGCCAUGGGCGCUCGGGCUGCCUAUAUCUACAUCCGCGGGGAGUUCUACAAUGAAGCCUCCAACCUGCCGGGGAGCGGGGGGGCGGGCCCCUGCGGCUCGGGCUACGCAUCCGACGUCUUCGUGGUGCGGGGCGCCAUCUGCGGCAUCUGCGGGGAGGAGACGGCCCUCAUUGAAUCCAUCGAGGGCAAGCAGGGCAAGCCGCGCCUGAAGCCGCCCUUCCCUGCGGAUGUGGGUGUGUUUGGGUGUCCCACCACGGUGGCCAACGUGGAGACGGUGGCAGUGUCCCCCACCAUCUGCCGGCGCGGAGGGGCCUGGUUCGCCAGCUUCGGGCGCGAACGCAAUUCCGGCACGAAGCUCUUCAACAUCUCCGGCCACGUCAACAACCCGUGCACAGUGGAGGAGGAGAUGUCCGUGCCCCUGAAGGAGCUCAUCGAGAAGCACGCAGGGGGUGUCCGCGGGGGUUGGGACAACCUGCUGGCUGUGAUCCCGGGAGGCUCCUCCACGCCGCUUCUCCCCAAGUCGGUGUGUGAGACUGUGCUGAUGGACUUCGAUUCCUUGGUGCAGGCGCAGAGCGGGCUUGGCACAGCGGCCGUCAUUGUCAUGGACAAGUCGACUGAUAUCAUUAAAGCUAUCGCCCGCCUCAUUGAGUUUUACAAGCACGAGAGCUGCGGGCAGUGCACCCCGUGCCGAGAAGGCGUUGACUGGAUGAACAAAGUCAUGGCCCGGUUCGUGCAGGGCAAUGCACAGGUAGCGGAGAUUGACGCGCUGUGGGAGAUCAGCAAGCAGAUCGAGGGCCACACCAUCUGCGCGCUGGGCGACGGCGCUGCCUGGCCCGUGCAGGGCCUCAUCCGUCACUUCCGCCCGGAGCUGGAGGAGAGGAUGCGACGCUACGAGGAGUCCAAAGCGCGAGCGGCGUCAGCUUAAG
Molecule: messenger RNA, 1084 nt
Organism: Tinamus guttatus (white-throated tinamou)
Lineage: Eukaryota; Metazoa; Chordata; Aves; Tinamiformes; Tinamidae
Source: RefSeq, a predicted model, not a curated record